Molecule: messenger RNA, 1332 nt
Organism: Dermacentor silvarum
Lineage: Eukaryota; Metazoa; Arthropoda; Arachnida; Ixodida; Ixodidae
Product: cardioacceleratory peptide receptor
Exons: 4
Coding region: 1-1287 (428 amino acids)
Biological process (GO): G protein-coupled receptor signaling pathway
Cellular component (GO): membrane
Molecular function (GO): G protein-coupled receptor activity
Source: RefSeq, a predicted model, not a curated record
AUGGUCUUCCCAGACUCCGCGGUGUGGGACGGUCCUUUGGUGCAGCGCGUGGCCACACUGUCGGUCAUCAUGCUCUUCACGCUGGCCGGCAACGCCGCCAUUGUGGCGGUGCUGGCGCGGCCACGCGCAGCGUUGCGUUCGUCUUCACGCGUCAACCUCUUCAUCCUGCACCUUGCUGUUGGGGACCUUGCCGUGGGACUCUUCACACAAACGUCGGAGAUUCUCUUCGAGGUAUCCGGCAGUUGGGUUCUGGGCGCCUUGGGCUGCAAGCUGGUCGUGUACGUGCAGAUGGUCACUCUCGCCUCGACGACCUUCAUCUUGGCUUCGAUGAGCUACGACCGGUACGCCGCCAUCUGCCGACCGCUAGAGUCGCGAUCGGGACUGCGUCGAGCAAAGGCCAUGCUGGCCACAUCCUGGGCCCUCGCCUUCAUCUUCGCCAUUCCACAGCUUUUCAUCUUCGUCGAAGUACAGACAGGGGUGACCGUCUCCGGUCAGCCACACAUGGAGUGCCUGAGCGUUGGCUACACGCGCCACUGGCAACGUCAGCUUUACUUCUCCUGGCUCACCCUCUACAUCCUGGUCGUGCCGGGGCUACUCAUAUCGGCCUGCUAUCUGCGUCUGCUGCGCGUGGUGUGGACUGCCUCGGCACCGGACGGGGCUGGCUUUCUGGUGGCGGCCGGCUCAAAAGACCGGGACCAGAUAGGUGCCAGCUUUAAGGCCAACGGCAAGGGGCCGCUACCGACUUUGCGGCGUUGCGCACAGGCGCACCCGCUUCUGCCUAGAGCACGCGCCAAGACGCUCAAACUCACAGUGUGCAUCAUAGCGAGCUUCAUGCUCUGCUGGAUACCAUACUUCGCCGUCCACAACGUGCGAAUCCACAGUCAUUACUGCAUCAAGGUACCACGUGCCGUCAUCGUGUUUGCCGAGACGGUCGCCCUGCUCAACAGUGCCGUCAACCCCAUAUUCUACGGCCUCUUCAACGUGCACAUCCGCCGCGGACUGUGCGAGAUCCUGUCCAGGGCACGAGGCGGCAGCCGUAGCCGCAGCUGCUACUACGGCCGCGACUCGACGCUACGUCAGCGAGGCCUGACCACGGCCCACGUCGUAGCGCUUACGACGAGUACCUGCGCUCCCGACGCCAGCUCGCUAGCCAGCCCCGCACUCAGCAACGGCCGCUUGCUCCAGCUGCAGGAACACCACGAACUGGAUAGCGUGCAUUUAGGCAACGUCGAGGCAGUGCCUUUGGUCGCCAUCAACGGCAACGCCGUGGCAGCCUGUGAAGUGUGACCCGCCCAAAUUGGGAAACAACGUGUACAGUCACCAUUUCUAGAU